Molecule: messenger RNA, 2493 nt
Organism: Zeugodacus cucurbitae (melon fly)
Lineage: Eukaryota; Metazoa; Arthropoda; Insecta; Diptera; Tephritidae
Gene: spz
Exons: 9
Coding region: 863-2269 (468 amino acids)
Biological process (GO): regulation of Toll signaling pathway; central nervous system formation; innate immune response
Cellular component (GO): extracellular region
Molecular function (GO): growth factor activity; Toll binding
Source: RefSeq, a predicted model, not a curated record
AUAGUUUGGAGACCGAUCAGCCGUUCGACGGCAACGCGAGCAAAGAGCGCACACCCAAGCGGUGGAUCGGUGCAGCGGGAGAGCGUUUAGGUAUAAUUUGAAACCGCUGUCGCACUGAUUGCGUGCGAUAGCCUCCACAACUAUAGAGUAAAACAACAAAAGUCAGCAAUCAGCUUGGACUUGAAACUCGGAAGCUCAGUCGAAGCUUUGUUGUAGCAUUCGCGGUGUACUCAUUAUCAGUCGUGGACACAGCAGUGACGGUUAAACAACCAACGCUUGGCGAACGGAGCUCGACAUUAGCGCUCAGCGAUUAGCGUAUAAAGCAGACAGCAAAGGUUUACGCUGCUUCGAUUGACAAAGCAAAAAGUAAUAAACAGCUAAAAUAAAAUAAAAUAAAAACUGAUAAUUUAAUAAGCGUACAACAAAAACAACGAAAUUCGUGAAAAAGUGUAGUGAAAAAAGGCAAAAGAAAUAAACACAUUUACUUUUAGGUGAAGUAGGAAAUAAUAUAGCGUGUUUUUCGGGCUUCGCUUACAGGUAGACACAUAAGCGAGUGUGCAAACAGAAAUAUAUCCAGUGGAAAUACCAGUCCGAGUGUUGAUUUGAAUUUUCGCUUGAGCGAACACGACGCACGUGUUGAUGUCGCGGAUGUGAUAAGAACCCAUAGCCCAAACAGCGCUCGGUGUAUGAGACAAAACUCACGCUUCUGGGAAAUUCGAGUAAAGUGUGCCCAAUUUGUAAAGCUAAUCGUUAAAUAUUUUUCGUGCUGUGCAGCAAGUGAGCCUUGUGUCUUGUGCCUUGAAUACCCUGCCCAAUUAUUUGCUGUGACAAAGCGUACUGCGCUGAUUCAGAGAGCUUAAAAAUGCCGCGCACAACUUCUUGGCGAUUGCGGCCGGCUUUGCCGCUCUUGUUGCUGUCUUAUUUAUUUCUGAUAGUUACCCCCAUUGCUGGUCACAUUUACGAUUAUCGCGCAAUUCGUCAAAAACGUUCACCCAAUGAGAGUGUAGAUCGUUCAAAAUCGACCACAAAUACGAAGGUACCAAAUGAUUUCGACUUGGGCCGUAUUUUCAAAAUUGGUGAAGGUCCAGGCCUUGUACUUUUUAAUGACACAACGCAUUCGGCACAAAAAGAUGUUAUGUUUAAAGUGCAAAGAUCACCCGACGGCAAACUGAACGUGAUUUUUAACGAUUUUCUCAUUUUCCAGACGACAACUUCGGGUACACCCACGAAUAACAACUACCAGCAUAAUCAAAAUGCACAUCGUACAAAUGAUGCGAUUAUCUUUCCCGAUGAACUUGGCAUGCUUACAGACGAAUAUAUCUGCAAUGAACGACGGGAGGGCAAACCCUAUUGCUUGGACGUGCCAAAUUACGAAGAGUCCACAGGGUUGAAUCAAAUUGAUUCGCAAAAUUUUGAGAAAUUCAAAUCAUAUUUCAAAGACGAUAUCUUGCAAACGCCAAACAUAACGCAACGUAUGAACACGGAUCCGCAGGAAGAGUACUACUGCUCCAGCACCCCACAAUUAAUAUAUCCGAAAUCUGCAGAGACGAAAGAAUCAAAAUGGAUGUUGGUCGUGCAGCAUCCGAAUCACAAGCAGGGAAUUUUAGUGGAGCAAUGCGACAAAGAGGCCGAGCCGUGCCGAUUUGACGACUUAUUGCCAAAGUUUUACACAUCGCGUUGUAAACAGAGUUACAUAUUUAGAACCAUGAUUGUGUCGGUGAACGGCAAAUUGCAGGAGGAACAGGUGAAAAUGCCCAGCUGCUGCAAAUGCGUUUUGCGUCACAGUCAAGAUGCCAAUUUUUCAUGGACAAUUGCAAUUCCAACAAACAACAGCAGCAAUGAAUCGAGCAAUCAUAGUGAAGUGGUUGUGGCCAACAUUACAGAGCGCUCGCCAUUGGAUAAUAUUAGUUCGGAAAAAAUCAAAAAUGAUGCAGUCACAGAGCCAACUAGAGCACAAAUCGUUGAUUCGGAGGAGAUAGAACUCUGCGAGUCUGAAACGACGUUAAUGUAUCCAAAAUCUGUAAUGUCCAAGAAUUCCGAAUGGUUUAUGUCUGCCGACCAUAAGCAAAGUUUCCUUGUGGAGCUGUGUUUGAGAGUCGACCAUAAAUGCAAGUUUGAUGAUGCUUUCCCUCUGGGCUUUACUUCAAGUUGCGUCCAGCGCUACAACUAUCGACCGAUGCUUGUAGUCGUCAAUGGCGAAGUGAAGGAGGAAUUAGUAAGAUUGCCAUCUCAUUGCAAAUGCGUAUUAAAACCGCGACACAAAAUAUAAUGAAAAAUAUUAAGAAAGUGAACAACUUUUCUGUGGGCUGUAGACAACGGAUUAUGAUGCGAAUUAAUAUUAUAUAUACAUAUAUACUCGAUAAAAACAAUUUAUUUAUGAAAAAGCAUAUACUCAUAUUAUUUAUACAUAUAUUAUUAUAUAUACAUUUACUUGUGGGGUAGUUUUAGUUUUCUGGUUUUAAUAAAAGCAAAUAAAAUAUAGAAUUUAUUUAA